UUAUUAGAAACGCAAAUGUUUUCGCAUAAUAUGAUGUUGACUACCAAGAGUAAACGUUCCCCAAAAUGAAAUUUUUAUUAUAAUUUUCCAAAAUGGAGGCAGAAGUUGAAGGAGGUACCUCAAGUGGGCCUGUAACUUCCGAGGAAUCGCCAAACGAUGCCGCACUAUAUCCGAGUGUGAAAGACAUUGAAGAUCGGAGGGGCGAUAACAACCUCAAAGUUGACAACUCAGACGCAAACUCCGUCAGACCAAACUCUCCUGCUCCGCCACUUACUGGUUUUAAUUUUUGGGAUGUGAAUAGUUACAAGAGAACGGUCAAGAGAAUCGACGAUGGCGCUAAACUAUGUGAUGACCUUUUAAAACUUUUGGCGGAACGUGCCGAAAUCGAGGGAUUGUAUGCUGCUAAACUUCAAGGUUGGAGCAAAAAGUGGAAUGACCUGAUCAAUAAAGGCACUGAGUAUGGAUCAGUGAAAAGUGCCUGGCUCAACAUUACAACUGAAGCAGACCAGUUAGCAGAGAUCCACAGUGAACUUCAAAUCAGGCUGGGUAACCAAGUCCAUGGAAAUGUACAAAGGUGGAAGUCAGCAAAUUAUCACAAGGCGAUGCUAAGCUGGAAAGAAACCAAAAAUGCAGAGGAAGGAUUCAGCAAGGCACAGAAACCCUGGGCCAAAAGGCAGGAUGAAGUGCUGAAAUGUAAACGGGCAUACUACCAAGCUUGCAAGGCUAGAGACCAGGCAGAGAAGCUUUACAAAGAAGCAUGUGUUGAAGGAAGUACAGUUGGAGAGGAACAAGUCAAGAAACUCAAAGAUAAAUCAGAAAAAACUGCUAGUGACGCACAGACUACAAGAGGUAGAUAUGAAGAAAGCCUGAGAGAUAUCGGAAAUUAUAACCCCAAGUAUAUGGAGGACAUGCGUUAUGUGUUCAACAAGUGUCAGCAGUCGGAGGAGGAGCGGAAGAACUUCUUCAAGCAAACCUUCCUGAGCUUCUGCCAGCAGAUGUCACUGGCACCACAUUUUAACAGGAUAUCCAGUAUCUACAGUAGUCUUAACAAAGCAUUUGAGGCAGCAGACAUCGAGGCUGAUAUUUCGUGGUGGUCUGUUAACUUUGGCACAGAAAUGCCGACAAGGUGGCCAGUAUUUGAGGAAUACACUGGACAAGAGGUGCAAACGGUCACAAUACAACAACAACAACAACAACAACAACAACAUCAACAGACUGCUGUCACUCAAUCAAAUCCCUCUCAAGGGACCCAAGCCUCUCCUGGUGCUAAGAAAAGCUCUGUUUGUACCACGUUAUAGAUUUAUCAAUCAAGUCAAUGAAACAAGCACCAUUUGAAAGACAAAAUCACAUCUUAGAGAAUUCACUGAACUGUCAGGGCUCACUUGUACAGCUGGGACGCUAUUCACGCUACUAAGUCUAUACCUACAUGUACCUUGAUUGCAACAAGCUGUAACAAAAUGGCGAGCUUGCCAGAGCACUCUUUAACCUUCGAGUCGCCUGGUUCUUAGGCCCAAUACGUCACCAGUCAAUCCGCUUCAGGUCACGACUAAUGAAAUCCUAGCAGCGCAAGCAACCAGUGGCCCUGUUUCUAGGACCCAACUCAGCCACCUCACUACUAAGAGUAACUUCACUUGCCAAGGCCGGCCGGCAAAGCUUAGUGAUGCAUCUCUCUUGUUUAUUCGGACCUACAUGUAUUUUAUGUACUUUAAUUUAUUUUUACCACUUUGAUAUUUGUAUUCCGCAGUUUGAGGCACUUGAGGUGUGAUUAUAGUGUUGUACAUAUUUUAGUAUUUUUAAGUAGUUUACUCAGUCGUUGUUGUACAGUCAAAUGCAUGUGUUUGGUCCACUGUGUACGCGUAGUUGUAACAUAACUGAGCAUGCUUCAUGCACUGCUUCAAGUCAAAAGUCGUUUGGCUAUUCAAUACCAAAUCACAUGAUAAUUGUGGUUGGCUCACAACCUCAGCAAACGCUUUUCUGUGGGGUUUAUUUGUUUAUUUUUUAUUUUGGCUAUAAUCUGAACGAAACCCCUCUUCCUUUAUCUUCGAUCUUCUGCUGCUUAAUCUGCAGGAUCUGCCCUUUAUAGAGGGCUGCAUUACGAUCGUGUACACUUCUUAAUCGUUUCUGUAGGGGACGGUUUUCUUUUAUCGAUAUUUCGAUGUUUUCUCAGACGAACUGUUGUAAACGCGGUUCCGUUUGGCACGAAAUUUUGGCGGUUCUUUUCCAUAAUCCACAAAAAUUAGAACCCGCAAGAAUUUACUCAACUGGCGAAAUUAUACAACAUUUAAACCUUACAUGCGCAAUCUUGUUAAUGCCAUUUAUUUCAAACGUUGCCCAUGACACAGUAUACUUGUGUAGCUGCUAAAAAGUUAACAGAAAGGAUCGUGUGAAGGUACUAUCAGCCACACUGGGGCAACACGUAAUUGUAAAAGAUUGAUUGAUGUCCGUGUAGUGUAAUAUUGAAAAACGUCGAAAAUGGUGUUUUUCAAAUAAACUGGACUUUCUGAAAAUCGUAAAAAUUGAUACCCUGCUCGAAAAACCAAAAAUAUAUUAUAUAGAUAUUGAACUGUGCUUUCAUGUCAGUCGUGUUUUCCGAUUUAACAUAAGCCAGCAUAUCGCCUAGUUUACAAUACCGUUAAACUCAAAAAAAGUUUUACUUCGUUCACAACAUUAACUCACGGUUUGCCUAAUAUUCAUUGGUUAAUGAUGGUUGGGCUGUUCAACGAAACUAAGUUUGAAGGAAGGACCUAACAUUUUUCUAAAUAGCUAGGAUGGACAUUUUAUCGCCUAAUUUUUUGGGAUAUUUUUUAUGCUCAGCAAUGCACUGAUACAACAAGAGCUGUCCAAUUCGUGUGUUUUCAAUACUCUUACCUUUUGUAGUAAAUGCUUUGUACAUUUGGUGUGUAAAAGUUAUGCUGGUCAUAAUUUUUGUUUUGGUGUAAAUACUCCAGUAAUAUAAAGAAAGCAAAGUGAUCACAAGUAUGAAAGCUUUGCUUAAUUAGACUUGAGUUAUGGAAUUUUAACUGCACGAAUACAAAUUAAAAUUUCACUGAUAAUUGCC
Messenger RNA from Orbicella faveolata, 3058 nucleotides. RefSeq names its product protein kinase C and casein kinase substrate in neurons protein 1-like. NCBI's taxonomy places the organism in Eukaryota, Metazoa, Cnidaria, Anthozoa, Scleractinia, Merulinidae. Gene Ontology annotation, molecular function: phospholipid binding. Gene Ontology annotation, biological process: plasma membrane tubulation; cytoskeleton organization; regulation of endocytosis. The record is from RefSeq and is a predicted model, not a curated record. Gene Ontology annotation, cellular component: cytoplasm; plasma membrane; endosome.